Molecule: messenger RNA, 694 nt
Organism: Ilex paraguariensis (yerba mate)
Lineage: Eukaryota; Viridiplantae; Streptophyta; Magnoliopsida; Aquifoliales; Aquifoliaceae
Source: the annotation of a GenBank genome assembly
AUGAACUACAAUUCGCGAUUGCUUAGAGGAUUAGAACUCCAGGGAGGGAAGAUCCUUACAGGUGGUUCCAUCAUAGAGUCUGAAGGGAACUUUGUGCAGCCCACAAUAGUUGAAAUUUCUUCAAAUGCCGAUGUUGUAAAAGAAGAGUUGUUUGGUCCAGUCCUUUAUGUUAUGAAAUUUCAGACUCUCAAGGAAGCAAUUGAAAUAAAUAACUCUGUACCUCAAGGAUUAAGUAGUUCUAUCUUCACUCGUAUGCCUGAAGUAAUUUUCAAAUGGAUUGGGCCUCAAGGAAGUGACUGUGGUAUAGUGAAUGUAAAUAUACCAACCAAUGGUGCUGAAAUUGGUGGUGCUUUUGGUGGUGAAAAGGCUACAGGGGGUGGCCGUGAGGCUGGAAGUGACUCUUGGAAACAGUAUAUGAGACGUGCAACUUGGUAACUCCUGUUUGAUUCUGUGUUGCAGUUUUCUUUUCACAUGGCUGACUCGAUUCACUUCUUUUUAUAUACACACUAGCGGUGACUACGAUGCACAUUACUUUCAAACAUUCUCCGCCACCAUCCCCACCCUAUUAUUGAACAACUACAUGCUUGUUUGAUUUUCUUAAAAAAAAAUUAAAUGUGAAUUAGGUAACAAAGAUAAUGAAAAACUUAAAUUUAAAGUAAGAUGGAGGGAUUAUUUAGGUAAGCCACAUGGAAGG